AUGGAUAUCUCAAGCUGGAGCACUCCACUCAGCUAUAUCGGCCUCGCAGCCCUGGCCUACAAAACUAUCCACUUCGCCCGCCAAGCAACACCAUUUCUCCUCCCCACCACACUGACGCGGCGCUACAACCGCUCCGGCACCAACUGGGCCCUCGUAACAGGCGCCACCGAUGGAAUCGGCUUCGGCUUCUGUGAAGAGCUCUGCGCCCGCGGCUUCAAUGUCAUCCUCCAUGGGCGCAACCGCACCAAGCUCGAGCGCCGCGCCAGCGAGUUAAACAAGCGCUUCCCAACUCGCAAGACGGACAUCAUCGUACUGGACGUUAUCAACCUCACCUCCACCGUAGACGGGGUCGCUGACGUGGUAUCUGCUAUUCUAGCCACCCAUGGGGGCCAGCUGACCGUACUGGUGAACAAUGUGGGAGGCGACGGCAGGCCGUCUGGGACGCUGGACAACUGCAGCUUCGAGGUAGUGCAGGCGACGAUUGCCAAGAACGCUACUUUCAUUGCGCAGAUCACGCGCGUGUUGCUACCGCUUCUGGCGGAGGGAGACCCAAGCGUUGUGUUAAAUAUUUCGUCUGUCGCGGCCUGGGGGUUGCCCUAUGUGACUACUUAUGCUGCGACGAAGGGGUUCGUCGAUACCUUUACGCUUGCACUGCAGGCCGAAUGUGAUGCCGAGAGACGCGGAGUCGAGGUGCUGGGCCUGCGCGUGGGCCAGGUGAGCACGCCCGGGUUCCCUAUUGCUUUGGGCUGGUUUGUGCCGACGCCGCGGGUGAUGGCACAGGCCGGGUUGAAUCGUAUUGGCUGUGGACAGGCCAUUGUAUACGGAUAUUUCUGGCACUGGGUGCAGGGGCUGGCGUUUGAAAUUUUGCCUCGGUGGGCGCUGAAUAAGGCAACGACGGCGAAUAUAAAGGCGAUGAAGUUCCCGGACGAAGAGAAGGUGAAGAAGCGAUAA
Molecule: messenger RNA, 951 nt
Organism: Penicillium lagena
Lineage: Eukaryota; Fungi; Ascomycota; Eurotiomycetes; Eurotiales; Aspergillaceae
Exons: 1
Coding region: 1-951 (316 amino acids)
Cellular component (GO): endoplasmic reticulum
Molecular function (GO): oxidoreductase activity
Source: RefSeq, a predicted model, not a curated record